Heterobasidion irregulare TC 32-1 is the source of this 1121-nucleotide messenger RNA. RefSeq lists its product as uncharacterized. The transcript has 6 exons. Gene Ontology annotation, molecular function: aldose reductase (NADPH) activity. Gene Ontology annotation, cellular component: cytosol. Bases 106 to 1038 code for a protein of 310 amino acids. The record is from RefSeq and is a predicted model, not a curated record. Lineage: Eukaryota; Fungi; Basidiomycota; Agaricomycetes; Russulales; Bondarzewiaceae.
CAGCACUUGAAGACGAUAUCCUCCAUUCGUUGUUCUUCUUUCACUAUGUUUCCUGUCGCUUGAGAGCGUCCUCGAUUCUACCCGCCCGCAUGCCACGUCUGUGCCAUGAACGCCAAUAUCAUAUACACAACAGCUUGGAAGCAUGAGCGCACGACUGAAUUGGUGAUCAGUGCUGUUUUGCAAGGGUUCAGAGCAAUUGAAUCGGGCUGUCAGCCCAGGAACUACAGAGAGGAUCUUGUUGGGGAAGCAUUACAGACCUUAUAUAACGAUCAUGGCUUCAAGAGGCGGGAUCUUUUUCUCCAAUCAAAAUACGUACAAUUUAACAGUCAAGACUCCACCCUCCCCUUACCAUAUAAUCCCUCCGAUCCCCUGCGUGUCCAAGUCACUGCAUCUUUCUAUGCCUCCCUCAGCUUCUUGCGCACAAGUUACCUCGACGCGUUCAUCCUCCACCAGAAGCUUCCGACAUACUCUCAGACACUGGAGGCAUGGAAAGCACUUGUUAAGCUGCAAGACCUAGGCAAGGUGCGUGCGAUUGGAAUGAGAAACGUGUAUAGGGUGGGCUUGCUCGAGCGACUCGGCAAAGAGAGCGGGCGGCCCGUGCAAAUCGUACAGGACCGGUGGCGAUCUAGGAACAAUUGGGAUUCAAAUAUUUUGGAUUGGUGCAGGAAGAACGGGGCACAGUUCCAGGGGUCGCAGUCUAUCGCUGGGUCGCGUCGCCUGCUUUCUAGUCCUGUGCUAAAGAAGAUCGCGAGCAAUAAGAACCGCAGGCCGACUCAGGUCCUUUACCGCUUCGCACAGUCCCAAGGAGUCACUCCACUUUCGGGAUGCACGACAGAUCAGCACAUGCAGGAGGAUUUAGAGGCUGAAGGAAUUGAACUCGAUGAAGGGGAGAUCGACAGCCUUGUGAAGCAGGUCGAGCACCUGACCAUCUCCCGGCGCAAAGCAGUGUAUAGAAGGGAUCAUACUAGCCACGGAUAUCCAGAGACCACGUCGGAGGCUGAAGGAGAAUCGUCAACGUUGCUACCUUCGGUAGACUAGAUCAUACUGCAUCUGGUGGUUGUGUGCAUUGAUAUCUGUCAGUAUCAUAGUACAAUCAUAUUGUUACAGUUAUUGUUGACGUG